AUGGAAGAGUUGCAGGAAAGAAUAAAGUUGCUAGAAAAGGAAGAUAAGAGAAUAAGGGGAGGUAAGGGGGGCGAGGAGAUAGAGGAGAGGGUGAGAAUCUUGGAGGGGGAGAAGGAAAGAAAAGAAAUAUAUGAAAAAAGAAAUAACAUAAUGGUUAGGGAGGAGGGAGAAGAUGCAAGGAAAGGGGUGGAAGAGGUUCUAAAAAAAAUAAGGGCAAAUGUGAGGCUGGAGGGCAGGUAUGAGGAGAAAUUAGCAAGUGGCAGAGGAAGUGAGGUGGCAAGAGAAUGCUGGGAGGAAAUGAGGGAGAAAGCUGUCAGACUGGGAGGAAGAGAGAGGGAAUUCUUCAGGGAAAGAGGGAAGGAAAUAAAGAGAAUGGAGGAAGAAAGGGAGGAAGGGGACAUGGACUUCAACGCUUUGAUGGAAAGAGACAGGAGUAUGCAAAAGGAGGAGAGAUGGCGGAGGAUUGGGGAAUCGAAAUAUAAUAAGUGGGGAGAGUAA
Pogonomyrmex barbatus (red harvester ant) is the source of this 498-nucleotide messenger RNA. Its product is annotated as octapeptide-repeat protein T2-like. Lineage: Eukaryota; Metazoa; Arthropoda; Insecta; Hymenoptera; Formicidae. The record is from RefSeq and is a predicted model, not a curated record.